Messenger RNA from Sorex araneus (European shrew), 3687 nucleotides. RefSeq names its product KICSTOR subunit 2 (gene KICS2). The record is from RefSeq and is a predicted model, not a curated record. The coding region runs from base 46 to 1383 and encodes 445 amino acids. Gene Ontology annotation, biological process: negative regulation of TORC1 signaling; cellular response to amino acid starvation; protein localization to lysosome. The transcript is spliced from 3 exons. Gene Ontology annotation, cellular component: KICSTOR complex. Lineage: Eukaryota; Metazoa; Chordata; Mammalia; Eulipotyphla; Soricidae.
UGCGGGCGCCGAGAGCCACGUGGGUGGAGCUGGAGCGCGGCUCGCAUGGGGGAGUCUAUCCCGCUGGCCGCCCCGGUCCCGGUGGAACAGGCGGUGCUGGAGACGUUCUUCUCUCACCUGGGCAUCUUCUCUUACGACAAGGCCAAGGACAAUGUGGAGAAGGAGCGAGAGGCCAACAAGAGCGCGGGGGGCAGCUGGCUGUCGCUGCUGGCGGCCUUGGCCCACCUGGCCGCGGCCGAGAAGGUCUAUCACAGCCUCACCUACCUGGGGCAGAAACUAGGGGGCCAGUCCUUCUUCAGCCGCAAGGACUCCAUCCGCACCAUCUACACGUCCCUGCAGAACGAGCUCAAGAAGGUGGUGGCGGGCCGCGGCGUGCCGGGCGGUGCCGCACCCCACCUGGAGGAACUCCUGUCCCACCUGUCCGAGCAGCUCUGCUUCUUCGUCCAGGCCCGCAUGGAGAUCGCAGACUUCUACGAGAAGAUGUACACCCUCAGCGCGCAGAAGUUCAUCAGCGCCGAGGAGCUCGUGGGCCUUCUGGAUGCCAUCCUCAAGAAGUACAGCUCCAGAUUUCACCAUCCCAUCCUGAGUCCUUUGGAAAGCAGUUUCCAGCUGGAGGUUGAUGUCCUGAGCCACCUCCUGAAGGCGCAGGCUCAGGUCUCCGAGUGGAAGUUCCUCCCGUCUCUGGUUAACUUGCACAGUGCUCACACCAAGCUGCAGACUUGGGGCCAGAUCUUCGAAAAGCAGCGGGAGACCAAGAAACAUCUGUUCGGAGGACAGUCCCAGAAGGCCGUGCAGCCCCCACACCUCUUCCUCUGGCUGAUGAAGCUAAAAAACAUGCUUCUGGCCAAAUUUAGCUUUUAUUUCCAUGAGGCACUGAGCCGGCAAACGACAGCCUCGGAAAUGAAAACCUUGACGGCAAAAGCCAACCCAGACCUUUUUGGAAAGAUUUCCAGCUUCAUCAGGAAGUAUGAUGCUGCCAACGUGUCCUUAAUCUUUGACAACAGAGGGUCCGAGAGCUUCCAGGGUCACGGCUACCACCACCCCCAUUCCUACCGAGAGGCCCCGAAGGGCGUGGACCAGUAUCCGGCCGUGGUGUCUCUGCCCAGUGACAGACCUGUCAUGCACUGGCCCAAUGUCAUCAUGAUCAUGACUGACCGCAUGUCCGAGCUGAACAGCCUGGAGAAAGUGGUCCACUUCUAUGACGACAAAGUCCAGAGCACCUACUUCCUGACCCGCCCAGAGCCGCACUUCACCAUUGUUGUCAUUUUUGAGUCAAAGAAAUCCGAGAGAGACUCCCACUUUAUCUCCUUCCUAAACGAGAUCUCCCUCGCCCUUAAGAAUCCCAAAGUGUUUGCUAGUCUGAAACCAGGAUCCAAAGGUUAGCGGUUGAGCGCGGCCCAGGUUUGCCGGACCAGUAACCAUGUUUUCCUCAUCGCUCUAACGGUCCCCAGAGGUCUUGGUUGGAGUUACCAUGUAUUCCUGCUUCUUUCACCGUCAGUGGGGGACGCAGAAUCCCCCCAGCUGGGCCACACACUUGGUGUGUAGUGGAUGUCAUUUGAGUUAAGAUCCAAAGAGUAAUCUGGGAAGUGCUUCUGGCUACUGAGUGUCUCUGUGGCCCAGCACAGCACCUUCUGCAUUUUCUCCUGUUUUCCCACAUUUCACGUGAACUGAGUAUUUAUUGUCCUUUCUUUUUACUUUCCAAAUGUUUUAUAUUGCUCUAAACAACAUGUUCUAAUGCAGUUCCAUAUGUCUCCACACCCCCUUCUUCUUGGAUGAGUUAAUUGGGAUGAGAUAUUAAACAGCCUUUUUAGAAUUAAGGACUGUACAUUUUCUAUCUCAAAUCAGCAGCUUAGCUUUGUUUUUGAUCUGUAAAUUAAUCAUUCUAAUGCCAACAGGCAUUAUGGGUGUGGAAUUUCUCAGUUAUUUGAAACUGAAGGUAAAUUGGAGUGCUAGCCUCUGGUCACGUUUUAGCUAUUCGGAAGACCCAUGGGGCAUGUUUCAUAGCCCUGGGUUCUUUUGGGGUGAUCUACACACUGACUGCAUGUAUUGUUGCUUUUAGGAAGUUUGGAUUUUUCACUGUUUUUAAGUCAGCAUCAGCCAGUAGCGGGGAUUUCUCCCGUCUUCAGCAUAUUAUCUGCUUGGCUCUCCAUUAUCACCUUCCUGCUGAAAUGUAUUUCGUGUUUGGCUCCACGCCCUGGUUAUUUUUAGGCUGAAAAGCAUGCAGUCUCAGUUUUUCAGACACUGUAGAUAUUCCCGAGACCUGGCCUACUUUUCUAAAACCAAAUGAAAUCUUGAUACUCUGUACUUGGCUAAAAAUCAAUUGUGCAUUCAGAAGACCUCUUCAUAGCUGAUUAAUCAACUCGGUACUUAAGCACAUCUGAACUCGGGCUUCCUGCCUGACUCCUCCAGAUUAUUUUUAGAAGCAGUGACACUUCUGAACACAUGCUGCCUUAACACUUUUCUCCAGAGGGUUUUCAUGGGAAGCAAGUAGAUCAGAAAAGGCGUGCUGGGCAGCGGAGGCCUUGACUCCCAGCUUGUUGGUUCAGGACAAAAAUAAGCCACAGAGAGUAACUGAGAGGUGACUAUUCGAUAGCCCCUUCCAAGUGUGUGUGCAGUAUCAAUGGCGGAAAUUCCGCUUCCCAAGAUUGCAGGAAUCUCUGCUAGGUUGGCAAGCGGGUAGCACUGGCAGAGACCAGAAAGCUCCCACCCCACCCUGAACCCCAAGAGAGACCCUCCCCACCUCAGCCUGGUCUUCUGGGGGUGGGGGAGGAGCACUCUGGUCUGUUUCCUGGAGGAGAACAUGUGUGUUCCUUUUCUUUUUUUUUUUCCUUUUGUUUUUUAACGUAAGUCCUGUGAUUUGUAAAAAGUCAGUUUGCUUUAAGUAGAAGUAGUGAUUUACUGUUGCAUUUAACUCACUCAGGUUCUCUGAAAAGCUGGACAGACUAUGUCAAUCUUACAUUUAAAAAAAUGGAAAACAAUUGGAAUUAAAAUGUCAUGUCAUUUUCCUUCCCCAUUGUGUUUUGCCUGGAUAACUGAAAUACAUAGUCUGGUGUGCAUGAACCCCCUCCUGCAGAACCACCAUUAGCCUUAACAAUGUGGUCUCCCGUGUACCUGAGAGUGGAGCUGGAGACGAGUAUAAAGGAAACACAUUAUUUAAAUAACUGUCCUCCCUAGAACAUAUUUGAAGUGUAUAUUUUGCUUUAAAACAUGUUUUGGUUCAAGCCAACAAAUGAAGUCAUUUUACUCAGAUUUGUCCUCUAAAACGAGAAAUGAAAUGACCUGUAAAGUCUGCGUUUUGCCAAUUAAAAGAAUAAAUGUGCAUAUUUUCACAGACUGCUCACUUUGAAAUUUGUUUCUAAAUGACAACUUGGUCAGUUCUUAGAGGGCGCCUGGAGUGUGGGUUAAUAAUUGAGUUUGCCCAGACCAAGAGUGCUUCAUUUUAGCAGGGUGAAUAGUUACAACUUUGUCCUCACUUGGGUACAGCUGAUAUCUGUGUCAUUUUAGGUAAUGUGUGACAAUAAUGCCUAAUUUUUCAUUCAGGGGCCAACAUCCUUUAUAUUCCUAGUAUUUGGGGGCAGAGAAUGCAUUUUCAAGAAGGAAGAGUUGGUCUAUCACCUCCAGGUGAUCUUUAAAAUACAUUCAGGUGCUGAGGUGGUAGCUCAGUAAUCACAAGCAGCUUCGCCUAAA